AAUUAGUAUAUAUGUUUUGCCUGAAGUUAUGUAAAAAACGUCUAUUUUCGAGAAAUGAAUGAAAUUCAAAUAACCGUUUCAAUAUGUGUUCCAGCCGAAAGUGAAGAUGAUAAUCCAUUGGAGCAGAUACUAUUGCAAAAGUAUUCAGAUCGUGGUUGGUGGUUCAUUUCAGGAAUUGUCAGUAAUAGUGAGUCCAUUAAACAAUCAGCCAUAAAAAUUGCGACAGAGAUCGCUGGAACUCAGAUCUAUUUGAACAAACUACUAAAGGUCAGAAGUCUCAAAGUCGGAAAUGCAACAACUCAACAACAUUAUUUAUUUCUUGCUCAGCCAAUUAGAACAUUUUUAGUGGGAAAAGCAAAAAAUCAGAAAGAAUGUAAGUGGGCUGAUUUGUCCGAUUUAGACAAACUAUACGACUGUGAGAAACUUUUAGACCGUCAACCACUUCAUGAAUUGCAACGUUUACGUGGAGAAUACUCUGGUACUUAUAAGUCGAUGGAGGAAACUGCUGAUUUUAUAGUAGAUACAAACGUUAUUAAUACAUCUCAAACAAAUCCUGCUGCCGAAUUAAUAUAUGCCGCAAAGAUAUCAACUCAAGAUCAGGAGCAACUCUGUAACGAAUUUUUCAAAUUUACAUCGCCAGCAGAGGCGAUGGACAAGAUUACGUUCGAAAAUUAUAUGAGAACAAAAGGCAUUAAAGAGAACUUUGAUUCGUACUUUCGGUCGUUUGACUCACUACGAUUUGGGCGUUUAACCUUUAAAAAUGUUCUACAAGGUUUAGCAUCUAUGGAACCUAGUACUCCACACGGAGGAUUGCCUGCAGAGAUACGAUGUAGACAUAUGUUUGAUUAUUAUAGAAGAGCCGAUGAAAUGAACCUUACCAGAGAAGAUUUUCGGAAAAUUGUCCACGAUAUCCGAAGGGCGAAAAUGACUAGUUUAAAUGCCAAAGAAGUCGACGAGGAUGCAAUAAACGGGGCUAAAUCGUUUAUUUGGCUAAACGAUCAAUUAACUCUGCAAAAUUUUCUAGAAUCAGUUGGCUUAUUAAAGUUUAGAGGCACAUCAACUAUUUAUCGAUUGCCUUUUCCCGUUAUGACAUCAGUAGAUAAACCUGAAACUAACUCUAAACCCUCGUAUAAACGUCUUAGGUCGAAUGACAUGGAAUGCACUAUACCAGAGUCUAUGGAAUCGUUCGACUUUAAAGUUCCUCAUAGCGUUCCCAAGCAAAUGGCAAUUAAGAAGCCUGAUAGAGGCUACGAAUUAGCGACGCAUUCCGUGAGAGUAAAAAGGGGUGGAGGUUUUUCAGACGUUAAUUCAAUAUGGGACUUAACAGGUACUUGCGCCGUUUCUGAUACAAACGAAUUAGAUUUAGAAGGAGAUACAAGUAGAUUUCAUAGAAUGCAGAGCGUCGAUUGUUUCAAUUCGAAAUCUCACGCAAACGAGAUGCUAAACGGGCUUAGAUAUUUUGAACGUCAGUCGAAAAAUUCUGGUGGCGAAUUAGUCAAGAAAUCAAUGAGCUGGGGUAAAGUACAAUCGGAUGGAUUAUGUAAAUGUUUGUCAGCCUUAACCGAUCAAGUUUACGAAAAAUUAAAGGAAGAGCCUCGUUUAUUGAAAGUGAAACCGCCGACUUUUAUUCUAGGUGAUAUUCAUGGAAAUUUUGGAGAUUUAAUUUGCUUCGAGAAAUCUUUGUGGCGUAUGGGACCAAUGCUUACACCUGCCAAUUACCUAUUUUUAGGUGAUUACGUAGAUAGAGGAGACCAUGGAAUUGAGGUUGUGUCGUAUUUGUUCGCUCAGAAAUUGCUCGCCCCCCACAAGGUAUUUCUAUUACGAGGAAAUCACGAGGUGCGCGAUGUUCAGAAGCAAUUUAAUUUUCAUUCACAAUGCAUUGACAUGUUUGGAGAGAAAGAUGGCUCUAUGAUUUGGGAAAAGAUAAAUAGGUGUUUUGACGUUAUGCCCAUUGCUGCUGUUGUUGAUGAUAAAAUAUUUUGCGUACACGGUGGUAUACCAUCGACCAAAUUACUUAUGGACGGUCAGAAUUAUUUAGGAAUGGAAGCCAUAAAUAAUAUACCUUGCCCCCUGUCUAAUCCCGAAGAAGAUAGUCUAUUGGCAUGGGAUUUAAUGUGGAGUGAUCCAAUACCCGAAUCAUCGGAACUAAUGAACGAUUAUGUUAAGGAAGCUUUUGAAAAGAAUGAAGGAUUCGCGCCAAACACUCGUAGGGGAGCGGGGAAUUUCUGGAAUUUAGGAGCUUUGAAAAGCUUUCUUGAAAAGAAUGGAUUUUCUCAUGUAAUAAGAGCUCACGAAGUAAAAGAAGCUGGAUUCCAGGUGCAAUAUAGCGCCAGACUGUUAACGGUGUUCUCUUCUAGUUAUUAUUGCGGAGGUUCUAAUGAAGCUGCUUGUAUCUUAGUAGAUGCGAAUAAGUUGCGUGUUAUCAGGCUCGAUACAACUUGA
This is a messenger RNA of Dimorphilus gyrociliatus, 2442 nucleotides long. The record is from the annotation of a GenBank genome assembly. Lineage: Eukaryota; Metazoa; Annelida; Polychaeta; Dinophilidae.